CUAGCGUCCUGGUGGUGAAACUACACUGAGCAGAAAGACGAGCGGCUGUUUCCAGUUUAUUCCCGUCUCCAGCGGUGCCUUUUCUUUUUUUAAAGGGACAAAUAAUCUGACUGGAAAAAUGAUCUAUGAUGAUCAAAUUUGACCAAAUAUGAUAAUCAAAAAGACAAAUCCUGUAAAAGGAGCUGUGCUGGGGGUGUUGACGUUGGUGUGCCUUUAUCUCGACAGGAAAUCUGUGCCUCAUCCUGACACGUCGGCCUGUGAUGAGUGCAGAUUCCUGACUGACCAUGUGCGCUGUUAGGUAACAUAACGGCGCACAGAGGAGCCACUGCUGAGCCUCUGCCCCUCCCAAAGACAAACAGGAUCUGAACUUUGGGGUCAUGGACUCCCUUUCCAUAGCGAGAAGAGACAAUUCUUGAGUGUUAUUAGCGGAAGCGGUUAAUAAUAGCUGACAAGAAAGCCAAAUUGUUCUCUUGGUGGAGCCUUGUUCUUACAGAUGAAGCCAGAACAGAGCGUCACCAUUCCCUGAUAAACAAUGAUUCCCAUCACUGAGCUGCGGUACUUUGUGGAUACCCAGCCUGCAUACCGCAUUUUGAAGCCAUGGUGGGACGUAUUCACAGACUAUCUGUCUGUCGUGAUGCUAAUGAUCGCAGUGUUUGGAGGAACCUUGCAAGUCACCCAGGACAAGAUGAUCUGCCUGCCUUGCAAAUGGGUGGUAAAUGAAACCUGUCGAAAGUAUUUCGAGGCUGCCUUUGAGCCACAGGGAAUCCGAUACGACCUUGACAGACACCAGUACAACUACGUCGAUGCUGUGUGCUAUGAAAACAAGCUUCACUGGUUCGCUAAGUAUUUCCCAUAUUUGGUGCUGCUGCACACACUGAUCUUCCUGGCUUGCAGCAACUUUUGGUUCAAGUUCCCCUGGACUAGUUCCAAACUGGAACAUUUUGUCUCCAUUCUUUUGAAGUGUUUUGAUUCUCCAUGGACCACACGAGCAUUGUCUGAGACAGUGGUCGAGGAAAGUGAUCCUAAAGCUCUAGGGAAAAUGAACGGUUCAAUUGACAAAAAGGCAUCGUGUGUGAGUGAAGAUGUGGAGGCCAGUGUUUCCAUGCUGUCCACCACCAAGUCUCGUUUUGAGCAGGGGAUUGUCGACCACUCUGAAAACGGUGUCCUGGACAAAAAAGAGGGUGAACAGGCUAAGGCACUGUUUGAAAAGGUUAAGAAAUUUAGGCUUCAUGUCGAAGAAGGAGAUAUCGUCUACAGGCUUUACAUCCGACAAACGAUUAUCAAAGUUGUUAAAUUCAUCCUUAUCAUCUGUUACACUGGCUACUACGUCCACAAUAUUCAGUUCAGCGUUGAUUGUAGUGUGGACAUUGAGAAUCUUACUGGUUAUCAGAUGUUUAAUUGCGCCCAUCCACUUGCCACACUUUUCAAAAUCUUGGCAUGUUUUUACAUAAGUCUUGUUGUUGUGUAUGGGAUGAUCUGCAUGUACACACUCAGCUGGAUGCUCCGACGUUCCCUCAAGAAAUACUCCUUUGAGUCUAUCAGAGAAGAAAGCAGCUACAGUGACAUUCCAGAUGUGAAGAAUGACUUUGCCUUCAUGUUACACAUGAUUGACCAGUAUGAUCCCCUCUACUCAAAGCGUUUUGCUGUCUUCCUCUCAGAGGUCAGUGAAAACAAACUUCGCCAGCUUAACCUCAACAACGAGUGGACCCUGGACAAGCUUCGACAAAGAAUCACUAAGAAUUCUCAAGACAAGUUAGAGCUGCAUCUGUUUAUGCUUAGUGGAAUCCCGGAUACAGUCUUCGACUUGCUGGAGCUGGAGGUUCUUAAGUUAGAGCUUAUCCCUGAUGUCACCAUCCCCCCUAUUAUUGCCCAGCUCAUAAAUCUGAGAGAGAUGUGGUUGUAUCACACCCCGGCUAAAAUAGAAGCACCAGCCCUUGCAUUUUUGAGAGAAAACCUGAAAUCCUUGCACAUAAAGUUCACUGACAUCAAGGAAAUACCUCUUUGGAUCUACAGUUUGAAGAACCUGACAGAGCUGCAGCUUACAGGGAACCUCAGUGCUGAGAACAAUCGCUACAUUGUGAUUGACGGACUGCGAGAACUAAAAGGUCUCAAGGUUCUUAGACUGAAGAGCAACCUGACCAAACUGCCACAGGUUGUCACCGACGUUGGAAUGCACCUGCAAAAGCUCUCCAUCAACAACGAGGGCACCAAACUGAUGGUUCUUAAUAGCUUGAAGAAGAUGGUGAACCUGACAGAGCUAGAGCUCAUUCGCUGUGACUUAGAGCGCAUCCCUCAUUCCAUCUUCAGCCUCCACAACCUGCAGGAGAUCGAUCUGAAGGACAACAACCUGAAGACCAUCGAGGAGAUCAUCAGCUUUCAGCAUCUUCAUCGACUCGUAUGCCUGAAACUGUGGUACAACAAGAUUGCCUACAUCCCCAUCCAAAUAGGCACUCUGACCAACCUUGAGCGCCUCUACCUGAACCGGAACAAGAUUGAGAAAAUCCCAAGUCAGCUGUUUUUCUGUCGUAAGCUGAGAUAUCUUGAUUUAAGUUACAACAAUCUAUCAAACAUCCCAGCUGACAUCGGAAGCCUUCAGAAUCUGCAGUAUUUUGCUGUAACUGCCAAUAGGAUUGAGAAGCUUCCUCCUGAGCUGUUCCAGUGUAAGAAGCUGCGCACACUGAACCUGGGGAAUAACUACUUGCAGUCUUUGCCAUCUCGUUUUGGUGAGCUGAUCAAUCUGACGCAGUUGGAGCUCAGAGGGAAUGGGCUCGAGUGUCUGCCUGUGGAGCUGGGAGAGUGUAAAAUGUUGAAGCGCAGCGGCCUGAUUGUCGAGGAGGCUAUUUUCAAUACCCUUCCCACUGAGGUCAAAGAGCAGCUCUGGAGGGCUGAAAAAGAGGCAGUGUGAGAGCAGCACGCUUAUGAAACACACUGUUGUAUUAGAAUCCAGAGCUGUACGGAGCAAAAGAGCAUAUGGCCUCAUAGAGCAGGGUUUCAACGUUCAGGACAAGAUCUGAAGCAACAGUUAUUAAUAACCAGUGGUGAAAAGAGUAUAAAACACACUGACUUGAAUAAAAGUACUGCCACUCUAGUAAUAAUUUGCUUGAGUAAAACUAGUCAUCAAGAAAAUUACUCAAAAAUGUUUUCUUUUCUAUUCUGUUCUUAUGUUAACUAACCAAGUGAGCGAUGCUGAAGUGAACACACUUCGAUUAUUAAUAGUAUAUAAAGAAAGGUAAUGUUAGCAGUGAAAUGCUGAGCUGGCUAGGUUCAUUACCUAGCUAGGUAAUGUUAAAGAUGCCCCUUACACAUUUUCCUGAGUGUUACCUAUAGACCAGGGGUUUCACACUCAAAUUCUGCCUGGGCCACAUCAGCAUUUUGUGAGUCCUUGAAGCACCAUAAUGUAUGGCUAUUGAUUUUUUUUUUUACAUAUUUCUAAACUAUUUUCCAAAUGUGGAAAAUAUGUUACAUUAAGAAUGAUAUUUAAUAAUAACUCACACAGCCUUAUUUCUGCUAAGAACAUGUCUUUAGUCUAGCAUCUCUUUUGUCUUUGUGCUCCAUCAACUUCUUUUUUAUUGUUUCCAGCAUACGUGUAAGUCUCUACACUGGGUGAUACAUUUCAGGAUUAGGAGUCACUUAUCGAAUCGCCUGACACAUUUUUUUUUAAAUCUUGGUCUGACUUUCAUCAAACUCAGCAGAUAAGUGUUGAUUUUAACCACAGUUUCAGUGCUGUGAGAUGUGAACCCAUACACACACCGUACAGUGUAGCGUGCCGAAUACAGGCGGUCACUAUGUUAUGGGUCUGGUGUGAAUUCUAGGUAUAGCGGAAAUAUUAAUUAGUCGUGUACUACAGGCUGUUUCAGUAUUAUAUUUUUUGUAAGGUCACACUGGCAGAAUGAAACGAGCCAGCAUGCUGCGUUCGGCCCAUGGGCCUUGUGUUUGCCAAGUGCUAUACCCCAUAGCAGCACUUAGAUAUAUUUAACACAACGAGAAAUCGCUACCGAACAUUGAAAUGACAUCUUAAGAUUUUCUUACUGUAAAACAUCAAAACAUCUGGCUAGCUAGCCUAGCUCAGCUAGCAAAUGGCUUAUCUGUACAUGUUUCUGCUGUUUGGUUGUUGAACUGUGAAUGCCGACAUCGCCACAGGUUUUGGCUCAUCCUUUACAGAUCAUAAUCACACUGUUUUUUUGGAAGCAUUUAAAACUGAAGCUAGCUGAUAAAUUGGGCCAGGGAUGCUCGUCUGUCUCUACUGUUCCUACUGUUCCAGACAUUGCUGCUGCUGAAUAAAGCACUUUUUAUUUGUAGUGUAGACAUUUUGGCAGAAAACUGCUUUAUUUUGAUUUGGUCUCAAAAUUUAAUUAUGUAAAAUUUGCACCUACUGUCAUUUCAUUGGCUUACAGUCUUCUAGAGUUAAAUUAAUUAUUAUUAUUAUUUUACAAUAUGGAUUCAAAAAUAAUGCAGCAAAGUUGAAUAUUUUAAUUUAAAAAAAAACUCAAGUAAAAAUACUAUGACUUAAUUAUACUCAAAAUUAAUACUGUUACAGUGAACCAUGUACUCAAGUACUGUAAUGAGAAUACAUGUAGUUUGUUACUUUCCACCCCUGGUUAAUAGCUUGAAGGAAAUAAUGUGUUGCAUUAAGUAGACUUGUGUGAAGUAAAGCUGGAAGCAUUGAGCUCUCUGUGCUUUUGGGUGUCUGGAUUCAGAAUUAAUAGAGACAGAAAAAAGUGAGAAGUAGAGCUCAUCUUUAUUCUCCAUACUGGUGAUAUACUAUUCAGAAUGAGUGCACAGUUACACCUUUGGUGAAUUAAUCUGUCAUGAGCACUUUAUGGUCUUGAUUGUGAACAAUGAUCACACUUAAAUAGGAUUUUAUUACCUUUACAGGACUGCUUAAAACGUAAAACAGAAGUCUGUAAAAUAAAAUGGAGGGACUUUUGAGCCAAGUAGGAGUUUUUGUCAGAUUUGCAAUCUUAUUUGCAACUUACAAACAUAUGAUAAACUUUGCUAAUAGGAAAUAUUAUCAGUUCAUUAUGUUACUCAGUCUAAAUGCAUGCAAGAACUAAUUGGUUGUGGAUACAUGUGGUGUGUGUGUGAGUGUGUGUGUUUGUUUGUUUGUACACUUAAUAUAACCUGACUAUCUUAGCACUGUAAUUGGCUAUACAGCCAUUUUGAACAGUUAGAUUAUAAAUGUCAGACGUUCUGUUAUGUGGAAGGGGUUUGUACCACAGGGUUAAACAUGUUUAUUCAGUGCACUUAAUUAUCAUUUCUGCAGUGUAACCUCCAUUCAUUAAAAAGCAGCAUUCGAGCCACCAGUUCGUACACUGUCCGUAUUUGUGAUGUAGAAUGUGCCACUUUGUUCUACAUACGUUCUUUUGUGUUUUAUUUCUCUGCUAUAGUAUGUGAGACUCGGGUCAGUAUUCGGUGUACUGUAAGUGUUACUGGAGUGUUUGCAUGUUUACAACACUCAAUUUAACAAUGCAAAUAUGACAAAAAUGCUGAAACUCAUACUCAUGAGCGUUCAUGUACACACAUUUAUACUAUAUAUUACCCUAUGUGGGUGAAUAUAAUUUUUCAUAGAAGAAAGUGUAAGGUUUUUUCUUUUAUAACAUUUUGUUUUUCAGUGUCAAAAUGAUGCUUUCAUCUGUGCAUUAUUGUACAAUGUAAAGGGCAAUUUGUCAACCAGAGGCUCUGUUACUGUGUGUUCAUGUUCAGUGUUUCACAUUUAAUGUUGCACUUAACAUCAAUGUAAUUCACAACGUAUCAUUUUUGUUUCGUAAUGAAGAAAAAUGCACUGCUGAUGAGACAAUCAGAAACAUUUUGUGAAGUGCCAUGCGCUCUGCUGGCUUUUGUUCAUUUUAUUUAAACUUAUUAUAGCCCACUUUAUUAGAAUGAAUGUUGUAGAUUAUGUAGCACUGACUUUCUGCGUAGCAAGUUAAGCUGUUUCUUUGAUACCUGUUCCAGAACUUUUGUCACUCAUGUAUUAUGUUACCUCAGUGUUGAAUUUGUAUUAGUACAAUACACAGUUCCCUACAGAGUUUUCCCAGAGUUUAACAGUUUAAAGUGUUACUCAGGUAUAUUCCACUCAGCUUCAUACUGACUGGUUCAUGAAUCUGUUUUUUCCUCUAAGUGAUUAAGUAAAGGAUAUUCAUGCAAUGUCAUUUCUAAUACAGAAUAUUUGACUACUUGUUCAUUUCUAUUUAUGUUUUUUCAUAUACAGUGUUUUCUUUUUUUAAUGGAUUAUUUUGCUCAGUGUUGUCUUAAACUACCAUUACCUACUAGUUUCAUAUCAUGUAACUAUGCCGACACCUAUAAUCAUCUUUCUCUGGUGAUGUUAAUGGUUAUAGUAAAGUGCAUAAAGGCAUAUAGAGUGCUAGCUCCAAAAUAGCUGAAUCAAGUCCAUUGAAAUCUUUCUGUAUCGUCUUAAAAUAAUCUGUAACUACAAAGACUGCUCUUGGCAUUUGAAUGUGUAAAAUUCUACACUUCCAGUCUAGCCAAUUUCUCUAUCUGACUAAAAGCAAUAUGAUUUCUUGUACAAUGUUCUUUAACGCUGAGUAUUUUUUGUUCUUCCAUUUUGACACAGGUCCUUGUCGGUUGGCACAAAUAUGAAAACAUGCUUGAUUUGCCAAAACAGCACCAACUACUGUUGUAACAAUAUUAGAUAUCAUGUUAGAUGUAAGUUUUAUUUAUCUGGCAUUAGUGUGUGGACCUUUACAUCCUAAACUGUUUAAUUACUGAUUUACUUGUCAUUACGUGGUAAAUUUGUCCUUCCCAUAGAUUGAAAUUUAAUAAACUCAGAUGUAAUGAA
Molecule: messenger RNA, 6796 nt
Organism: Pangasianodon hypophthalmus (striped catfish)
Lineage: Eukaryota; Metazoa; Chordata; Actinopteri; Siluriformes; Pangasiidae
Gene: lrrc8ab
Product: leucine rich repeat containing 8 VRAC subunit Ab
Exons: 4
Coding region: 533-2905 (790 amino acids)
Molecular function (GO): protein binding
Source: RefSeq, a predicted model, not a curated record